Molecule: messenger RNA, 1122 nt
Organism: Pterocles gutturalis (yellow-throated sandgrouse)
Lineage: Eukaryota; Metazoa; Chordata; Aves; Pterocliformes; Pteroclidae
Product: polyphosphoinositide phosphatase-like
Exons: 9
Coding region: 1-1122 (373 amino acids)
Biological process (GO): phosphatidylinositol dephosphorylation
Cellular component (GO): intracellular membrane-bounded organelle
Molecular function (GO): phosphatidylinositol-3,5-bisphosphate 5-phosphatase activity
Source: RefSeq, a predicted model, not a curated record
AUGGAGAAGGUGAGGAGCAAGAAAGAAGGUAAAACAAGUGUAUUUUUGGAAGAGUGCUCUGAAGGGACGGCAGAAGUAUCUGGAGGGAAUAUGAGUGGAGAGAAAAGGAAGAAAAACACCAGAUUCCAGAUGAAAGGUUCUCUAAAUGCAGACAGGCAAGAUUCUAUCAAUCUUUUUCUGGGAGUAUUCAAGCCUACAGAAGGAAAACCUCAUCUCUGGGAACUUCCCACUGAUUUUUAUUUGCAUCACAAGAACACCCUCAGUCUGUCACAGACCAGGCGAAGCUACACUUACUGGUGGACCACAGGUGUGCUAAAGCAUUUACCCCUUCCUUUUGAUGAAGUGACAUGUGCUGAAAACAGACGGAAAUUGACAGUGAAGAAAUUCCACAAGUAUGAAGAGGAAAUUGAUAUCCACAAUGAGUUUUUUCGGCCAUAUGAGUUGAGCAGUUUUGAUGAGACCUUCUGCUUGGCAAUGACCAAUUCUACACGAGAUUUUAUGCCUAAGAACGUGGGGAUUGACCCAAGUCCAUUUACUGUUCGUAAACCUGAUGAAACUGGAAAAUCAGUGCUGGGGAACAAAAGUAACAGAGAAGAAACUGUGCUGCAGCGCAAAACAGCUGCUAGUGCUCCUCCACCCCCAAGUGAGGAAGCAGUGUCGAGUAGUUCUGAAGACGAUUCUGGGACAGACAAAGAAGAUGAAGGUGCAGUUUCUCAACGUUCAACUCCAGUAAAGGUGACUGAUACAGGAGACAACACAAAAAUCACAGAGAAUGUAGUGCAAUCAACAAAAGAUGUAUAUGGAAUCAAUCUUUCAGAUGUUCCUUCAGAAGAUGAUCUCACAAUAUACACUAGGUUUGUUCAGCUGGGACAGAGUCAGCAUAAACAAGACAAGAGUAGCCAGCAAUUUUGCUCAAAACACCACUUGGAUAGGGUUAUAAAUUUAAUACCCAUCUCCUCCUUUUCUCAAGACAAUAUUUACGAAGUCCAGCCUCCGAGAGUUGAUAGGAAAUCAAUAGAGAUUUUUCAUGCGCACAUUCAGGCUGGAAGAGGAAAUAUGCAGCCACUGGGAAAAGAUGACUUCCUCAUGUACAGAGAGUACAUUCGAAACAGAUACAUGUAA